AUGUCCUCUUCGAUGGCCUGUGACUCCAAGAAAAAGCCCGGGAGACCAGCCGCGCGCUCGGUCGUUCCUCAGGCACCAGCCGCGUCCAUGCUCCCUCCGUCGAAUGCUCCCCCGGCCCCGGCCAACAAGCCACCGCCUCGUCGUGAAGUCGCUACGUGGACGUUCCAACAAGGCACUGAAGCCCCAGUCGCCUUCGUGUCGACUCGUCGCUGGUCCAAGCAAUGCAAAGUCUGUGUGGGGGUAGACCCCGAGUCCGUCCCGCGUCCUUUUCGCGGACGCACUCUUUCGGACCUGCUCGACGCUUCCGGAGGUGCCUCGAUGCCACCUGUUCCUGAGGCCUCCUACUGCGACGCUUGCGGUGUCCUGCUGGUGCACGAGGCUACCCACCUCCAUUCGCGGGUUUACCGAGCGAAGUCCGGCAGUGCCCCUGCGGUCCUGUCCACUCCGGCGGUGCCGCCUGGCCCGGGCCUUCAACCUGCCCCGUCGACCAACUCCAUUCAUGUGGUCGUGGAGGCGCUCGUCACGGACUCUUCAUUCAAGUCGGCCAUCACUGCUGUGGUGUCCGCCGCCCUCCCGCGGCCCCAUGUUCCUGCUGAGACGCCACCGAACGAAGACACCGGGGCCCCCGCCGAUCUCGUGGAUGGCACUGAGCUGGACCUCAGUUUUUUUCGGUGUCGGUGGAUGCUUUUAUUGCGGAGUCUUUAG
Messenger RNA from Rhipicephalus microplus (southern cattle tick), 705 nucleotides. RefSeq names its product protein VASP homolog. The record is from RefSeq and is a predicted model, not a curated record. Lineage: Eukaryota; Metazoa; Arthropoda; Arachnida; Ixodida; Ixodidae.